Molecule: messenger RNA, 7704 nt
Organism: Puntigrus tetrazona (Sumatra barb)
Lineage: Eukaryota; Metazoa; Chordata; Actinopteri; Cypriniformes; Cyprinidae
Exons: 7
Coding region: 657-5702 (1681 amino acids)
Source: RefSeq, a predicted model, not a curated record
GAUUCGCUUCAAUUCAGGUGUAUUUAUACACUAUAUUUAGGAGAAGCUGAUCAGUGGUGUUCAUAUAACAAAAAGGUUUAGUAGUAGCAGUUAGUUAACGACGUAUUGAUCAUAUGUUAACUGUGAUUAAUGCUAGUUUUGUGUGUUGUUUGAGGGCUGGCAUCACAUCUUCUCAGGUGUUUGUAAGGACUGGAUCCAGACUAAAGUCCCUGAGGUCCUGAUAAUAAACCUGGUGACAGACGCCAACAGAGACACGGUUAGCUGCUGUUCAAAAAGCAGGAGAAAGAUAACGCACAACUGAUCCAGUAGAGAUGGAUUACAGCAUGGCUGAAGACUAGUUAGGAGCCAAACCAUUAGGAUGCCCCCUAGGUAUAUGGAACUGAACAGGUAGUCGGCGUAGAGACUGUAAUACUGAGGCAAUAUGAUCAUAUUUUCUUGCCCUGGUAAGGACUGAGCUUUGGAUUAGCUCCAACUGUUUGACCACGCUAGCUUUGAGCCCAUGAACGCGUGAACGGUCACUUCGACACACUUUUCUCCGCACGCGCAAGGUGGCGCUGUCGAAGGAGAACGCGCGCACGCCGUGACGUCACGCCCAGGCGCUGCGUGCUCGCGCUAUGAGCGGACGGGCGCGCUCCCGUGGUGAGUCACAGUAGAAAAUGGCGAGUUUGUGCGCGAAGCGGCUCUGCGCGAACGAGAGGUUUAUUAUUCGCCGCGACGCGGACAGAUGGAGGUCUGAACUCAUCCACCGUUUGGGUCUUGACAAUAUCUUGGAAGUGUUUCUUGAAACACAAGUUCUGGAGGACCUCAGGCUUGUAAAAGAUUGUAAGCCUGCAAGUGUGUCAAAUUGGUCAUUUGAUGAAAAUUGUCUUUUCUGCUGCUUAAGACGAGAAAAAGUGAAGGAACAUGUAGUUGCACUCAACAAACAAAUUGUGGAAAGUGGGGGGAAACCUUUACUAGGUAAAGAUCCUUCUAAUAUCAACAGACUUGAGUGGCAGUCAGAGGAAUUUCUGAAUGCAGUGUUACACAGGAAAGAAUACACACCAAGAAUUCCAGAUCCACACAUCCCCGUGGUGGCUUGUGGUAUCUUACAGCAGAUGAUUAAUGAGUUGGCUUCAUAUUAUACCUCAAGAAACAACUGCUCUCAGGAUUCCCUUCAAAACAAUGGAAAAAAGGACCAAAGCAUUCUGAAAACUAGCUGUGUCACUUCAUCCACUGCUGUCAAAACAGAAUCUGUUGCUUCUGCUCAGAAAAAGUUCAUCAUGGUGGACCAAGAUGCCCCUUUGGACCUCUCUCUGAGAAAGAUCAAAGUGGAGGAUACUGAGCAAGAUGGAGUUCUUGAUCUUUCGACGAAGAAGAAUUUUAACAAAGGCCAUACAUCUUUAAGGAAUUCUCAAGCCAGCCCAACUACACAUUUGGUCAAAAGGGACUCCAUUGACCUGAGUCUUGCUCAAGUAAAAGAUCUACAGUCUGUGAACACUUUGGAACAGUUCAUGUCAAGGCUGUGUUUGCAGCACCAGCACCAAAUAGUUGAUGCAUUAGGCUUCCUACAAAGCGAAGUCAAGACUGUGGCUGCGUCCAACCAUUUCCAAGCAGCCACUCCGGAUUUGUCUGAGAAGCAGGCGACAACCAGCUGCAGUUAUGCAUCUUUUGAAACCAGCUCUGAGAUUCAGCAGUCUGAGAGAACAUGCUCCGUGGAAGCUGCUGUGAGCAUUAGUAAGACUCAUGAGUCAUCUGUAGUCACAAACAUUCAAAAACCUACUGCAGAGAUGUUAAAGGCUGAUGUUUCUACUAUAGCACUGGGAAUGACUGAAAAACAUGAGCUUGGCAAAGUGGACAUUUUGUCAUCUGCAUCUUGUGGAACAGGUAUUGAUAGUGCAAAUGUAAGUUCUGCAACAGAAAUGUUUGUCAUGACAAAGGCAACUACUGAUAAUCCAGGAUUAAAAACAGUGUUAGGUUCAAGCAUUCAGCAAAUUCAGAAGUGUCUAUGCAGUACGGAGCGAUGCUUGCCAACUUGUACUACAGUGUCUGAUCAUGCAGAUAUGUUAAAAUACUCACAGAAAUGCUUUGCACAAAAUGAAGAUGUUGAUGCUGUUGUAAAACCCUCCACAAUUCAAAAGACGUCAAAUGUUGUUGUACCAAUAUCUCCAAGAACAGCCAGGAAAAGCAGAAAAGUUUCUUGCCUCAUACAAAGGAAUAGCUCUUUAAGUUAUCUCAUAAAUAAUUCCGAUAGCCAUUGUGACCUAGUUUAUAUUGGAAAAUCAAUUACAGAAUGUCAGCCUCAGUCUCGAAAUCGACUGCAUCCACGACAAAAUGCCCGAAAGAGCACAAGGGGGCACAAAUAUGUGGAGGAGUACUUGGAACUUAAAACAGUCCGUACCUUAGCUGGUAAAUCGAUAAGAGAUUCCAGUGGGAAUUGUCCAGCUCGUAUGCCAGACUUAUACACCUCAGUGACUCCAAAGCAGGUCCUUUCUACGUCUGGCAGUGUACCUCUAGUAAACACACCUUUUGCAGGGGAUUGCAUGAAAAAUGCAAUUCCAAAAUUACCAUCGGAGCAGAUGGCAGAGAAUGAAAUGCCAGGAGAUGUCGUAAAAGUAACAAGUCUGGGUCUGAUGGUGGAAACCAGUCAGACGGGUAAAAUUGAAAGUAAUGGCCAAGUAUUCAGUGAACUGUCAGGUAAUCAGAAUGGAUUAACCAUGCAACCAGAUUUGAUCUCAGAAAAACGCAUUGACGCGGUAGAAGAAAGCCCCGAAAUGACAGAACUCACUGUACAGAAAAACGGAUGUGAUUCCCAAAUUGGGCCCGUGCCAGAAGAGGUGGUGUGUGGUACAGAAAGAAAGGCUGAUUGUGAGGAUAAAUCAUUGGAGCCAUCACUGAUCCAUGUGUCGCCUAACAUGGCCAAAGAGUGCUGUACUAAAGUUGACAUAGAACAGCGAAAUGAAAGGGAAAUAAAACCCCCUGUGGAAACUGAGACUGCAGCAGUUGUCCAGGAACAAUCCGACUCAUCAGAAAAAAGGGCAAACACUGAGGAGGAUGGAGGUGCUCAGAAAGAAGUUGUACAUGACACUAAAAGUGAUCUCCAAACAGAAAGCUCUUCUGAACUACCAGUGACGAAUCAAGAGGAUUCAGCUGUGUCCAGCCUAACUGAAGUCUCUACUGUACAACUACUUCUGAAAUGCAAAGAGAAGGACAUGGAUCUGCAUACUUCAAAAGUUGUCAAUGCAAAACAUGCAGCACCCUCAGACAGAUGCUUGCGUAGUAGAAGUAAAGGCAAUGUUGACAUAACAAAAGACUCUAUGAAGUGUGGUGCUUCUGAACUUGAUCAUGCCAAUGAUAAAAGUCCAAAGGCUCAUUCUACUGAAACAAAUGCACAUACUGAGCAGGAGCCUGAUUUGAAAGCUGUAGACAUUCUUGAAAUGGCACAGGAGCUCCCUGCUGCCAAAACUUGUAAUGGGCUAGUUGUGGAGCAUGCAGUCAAAUCAAGACCGAACUCAAGAACUGCAACCGCUGUUGGGAGAGAUGAGCAUCCAAGUCCAGGUGUCGAAGUCAAUAAUGAUUUACCAAGUGUUUUGUCACCUGAGGUUCUUCCAGAGACUGUGAACACCGUUUCCACCCCAGAGAAUGAAAAGCACCACAAACUGAACAAUCAAGCCUCUGAAAGCACUGAAAAAAUGCCACUUAGAAACAAAACUAGUCCCGUUGACUGUUCACCUAUAAAAAAGUCCCCACCAAGCUCUGAAAAUAUGCUUUUGAGAAGCAGAAGUAACAAUGAAGGGACUUUAAGUAGCAAAUUGAUCAGUCUGACAGAGGGCCAUUCAGAGAAGCAGGGGCAGAAACCUUUAAGAAAUGGCAGCUCUAUUAGUGAGCAGGCAUCUAAUAGAGAUUUGUGUACAUUUUCAGAGGCAGUAACACAUAUGCCUCUACGCAGCAGAACUGUUAGCUCAAUUAAACCGACUGUUACUAAAGAUUCUCCUGUUAAAAUUUCCAGUAAAAGUUUUAUCAGUGAACAACCUGUCAGUUCUCACUCUAGUACUACCUGUAGUAAAAAAACUGAAGCCAAUGGGCACAUGCCCUUAAGAAGCAGUGGCAGUUUAAUUAUAGAACAGCCCCAUAACAACAAAUCUGCUCCUGUAGAUGCAUCAGAAAGCCCUGGACGCAUGUCGUUGAGAAGAGGGAAUGUACCGAAUACUGACAAUUCCUGUGGCUUAACAACAAUAACAACAACCCCUAAUAGAAAUAAACGUCCUCUGAGACAGCUAAGGGUUUCAACGUCAAGUGGGGAAGCUGAAGAAAGCCCCUUGAGUUCAAAACUUAAAAUCCAAAAUCAAAAGCAUGUGGAGGCCCAAAUAAGAGGCUCAUUGAAGUUGCCAGAUGACUCUCUUCGCAUUGCUAGUGUUCAGACCACCGAACCUCUUGUUUGCAGUCCCCCCAAAUUUUUGGAGGCACUAAGGGGGGAAAAACACCAGCAGUUAAUUUCAAAUUUAAAUACAAAGUUUGAUAAAAUGCACAAAAGUUGGGUUCCAAUGGACAAGGAGGGUCAGCCUGCACCAAAACCCAAAAACAAGGCAGAUAGGCUCAAAGAAAUCUGGAAAAGCAAACGUAGAGUACGAAAGUCAAGGCCGUUGGAACAACAAAAGUUAUCCCCUGUGCAAAUGCUAUUCAUGAAGCCCUUUGACUUGUCUAGUAUCUGCAGGUGGUUCCUGCAGUCGACUGAAACCAAAUCUCUUGUAAUUGUUAAGAAGGUCAAUACCAGACUUCCAUCUGAAACGCAGUUGUGCUUUCACUCUUCGGCAGCAGGAGCAGGGUCCUCUCACGGGAUAUUUCCGAGCCUCCAGGCCGAACGGUUGAAGAAGCACCUGAAAAAGUUUGCUAUUGCGUCACCUGUGAAGAACAACCCCAAGAAUCAAAGGCUCCUCUCCAAAGCUUUAGGUCAGGGUAUUUCUGCGAUGAAGAGUAAAGAAAAGCACGAACCGACGACUGCCACACGAAUCUGUACAAAGGCACAGAGUCUUGCUGGAGUGACGCUGGCGCAGGCUCCCGAGAGCCUUGUCCCGACCACAGGCAGUGUGAAAAAUCCAGCGAGUGCUAGAAUUCUUCGGAAAUAUUCCAACAUGCGUGAGAAGCUUCAGGUUCAGCAAAACAAGAAAUGCAAAGAGAAAACUUUCAAAGGUGUUCAUUUGAAGGCGACAAUAAUUCCAAAGAAAGCCAACAAACAAAAACUGCCGACACGUAAAGGGUCAAAGUGUGUGGUCGUUCAGAGGAUCUCAUCUCUGACCAAGACGGCAAAAACGAACUCUGCCCUCAAACAACAAGCUUUGAAAAGGAACAAAGACGGUGCCCCUCCGAAGAGGUUGCAGGCACUCACGAGAAUGGCAAAAGCCAUCGGUGAGAAUGCCUCAACAAACACCUCGAGUAAAAAACAGAUACCGAUCAAAACCGGAACUGAUAAAGCACAGCAAAUAAAAGCAAGUCUGACUAAAGUUGACACAAAGAAACCGGUGUCUCAAAAAGGCCCUAAUAAUUUAGAAUCGCAAUCUUUAGAUGUGGACGUUAAACCUCUGACUUCGGAAGACCAAGUGUUAACUAGGUCUCAAAGAAAGAUGGAGGGCACCCUUUCACAGACCUCCUCUCCCAAAUCUCCCACAAAGCGAGGCUCGGAACCACUGGUCACUCCCACAAAACGUACUAGGACCUCAAAACCUUGAAAAAUGUGUACAGGAGUACUAGAAACUCAUGUAGAAAUGUUUCAUAAGAACAAGGGGUGCUUUUCAGAAAAUAAUUUUUGAAGCUAUUUUUUUAAAGCUUGCCAGCACAUUUUCAGAGCUUUGAAUUUGUCGUCUGAGAAAGAUGCGUCUUUGUUAGUUAGUUUUGGGCAAAAUAUUUUCCAGAGUUUGUUCUUUUAAGUGUCAAUCAUUUUUCCAAUUAUGCUUAAAGAAACGUAUUUGUUUGUUAUGGGGGAAAAAACUUUUUUUCUUGAUAGAGCCAUUAAUGUAAAAAAGAAGUCAAGAAAUAAAAGUUCUUAAUGGGGCAUUUUAAAUAUGGGUUAUAAAUAACCCAGUAACUUGCUUGUUUGUUUGACCGUUACAUUGUAUAGCUUAUUAUUAUUAUUAUUACAACAGCUUGGACUUUUGAACCAGAUAUUAUUUAAGGAAUGAUCCACAGUUCUAAAACAAUUAAUAAUUUUAGCUAAUUAAAGUGGCUUUGUAACCUGAAUAAUGUGCCUUUUUCUUAUCUGUAUUUAUAAGUGAUUGAGGUUGCCUCAAUAAAGCCUCAUUCAUUUUGCACAUAGAUGAGACAUUUGUCCCAAACUUCUUCAUAUUUACUUUUAUUCUAAAUUGAACUUCAGGGCUGUAUAAGACAAAAUUGAAUUUAAGAAUGUCGUAGUUAAUAUUUUCAGUCUAGCGUUAUUGUUUUGUUCCUCCUCUUAGAGGGAGGCCAUACGUACUGUAUGCACAAGUUUCUAGAUUUGUUUAAAUUUAAUGUUCUCAAAUAUUCAUAAAAAGACAGUUUUAUAAAGAAAACUAUGCAAGAUUACGUGUUUUCUAAAACUGGAUUAAUUGGCUGGGAAAUGUUGGGGGGUUUGGCUAGUUGGAGAUGACCAUAAGAAGUUAAAUGUAUGUGAUGUCGGUGUGUAAUGUGUUUUUAACCCCCAGCUUACUCAUUAUUAGUAAUUUAUAAAAUGGUAUAUGUUAAUGUUAUGUCUUUUCCUUUUUUGACUUUGAAACGUUCUGAAAUGUAGUCUCCAUAUACCAUCACAGGACUGAAGAACGUAGCCCAUUUAUAUGGUUUGAGUUGCGCAAGUAGGAUAUAUUUAUAUAUAAAGGUGAAUCAACUUGCUUUGAUUUUUAUGCAUUUUGUCUUUUGUUAGGGCAUUUUUGAGGGGUUCCAAUAUUUCAUUAAAUAAGGAGCGAGUCUGGAUAAGAAUCUGAAGUGUGUGAAUAAGGUAAAGAAGAGCAAAGGUUAUAUUAACAAUGCUGGCUUCUACGUGCAUUGUUAAUAUAUGUAUACAACAGGAAAUAUAUGUAGAGUGAAUCAUUAAUAUUUGUUUGGUUUGUUUGUUUUAUUGCCUUUUCAGUGCUUUGUUUGUGCCAUGAACCACAUUGUUUAAGCUUAAACAUUUUUAUAGUUUUGAUAAAGCAGACGUAGACACUCGUAUAAUCACACAUUUUAAUGAAUGAAAAAGGAGGAAGUUCAGUAAACAUUUUGGUGGCGCUACUUACAUUCGGAGUAACUGCAGUUAGUCAAUGUAACUAUCAACGUAACAUCAGAAGAAUAAACAGCAAGAGCUCUUAAAUGUUCUAUAUGCAACAGCGACAGUAUCUUUCACAAUAAAGUUUCUUGAGUUCAUGACGCGAUGGUUGUGACUGGCACAAAGUUAGCUCAGACCCAUGCAAUCUACAUGAAAAGUCUGUAACCCUUUCCAAUGAUUUGUCUGCACUGAAGCAAUGACAUUGACGUUAACUUUCAUUCCCAGUACCUCAGUGUACAAUAAGAGCAAUAAGUAUCCACAAAAGUGAAACAAAACCUUGUGGAGAAACCAACCAUGUGGUACAACGAAUGUAUGGAGGAUUAAAUUACUGCUAGUUCUCAUCGUAAGCAAGUAGUUUGUUUUGGUCUGCGCUUAGUCACAGAAACCGUCGGGCUAUUGACUUGCUCUUUAUUAUGAGGACUGGAUAGUAGCUACCCUUAUUAAAUGCCUUGUCUUGA